This is a messenger RNA of Recurvomyces mirabilis, 2403 nucleotides long. RefSeq names its product ATP-binding cassette permease mdl1 (gene MDL1). Gene Ontology annotation, molecular function: ABC-type oligopeptide transporter activity; ATP binding; ATP hydrolysis activity. Gene Ontology annotation, cellular component: mitochondrial inner membrane. Bases 1 to 2403 code for a protein of 800 amino acids. The transcript is spliced from 2 exons. Gene Ontology annotation, biological process: oligopeptide export from mitochondrion. Lineage: Eukaryota; Fungi; Ascomycota; Dothideomycetes; Mycosphaerellales; Teratosphaeriaceae. The record is from RefSeq and is a predicted model, not a curated record.
AUGGCGGCUCUUCCGGGCUCACGCUUAUUGGCGCAUCGGGCAUGGGAUAGUAUGGGCAAUGGAGCUCUUUUCACCACAAGAAUACGACAGUGUAUACAGCCUGAGGUAGCUGGGCGAGCGAGGUGGGUGGCUAGCAAUACUCCAACCUCACGAAUAUCUACGCGACGUCUUGCGACGACACCUCCACCACGGCCUACACUACGGCCCUCAUCAAUCUCCCAGCGAGCAAGACGAGCACUCCAAACCACCUCGAAACAAACCCAAAAUGCUUCAGUAGUCACCACCACCCAGCAAUCCAAGAGCUACCGGGAUGAAGUCCGCACCUCCACUACCGAUCCAGCCGAGCACGACGAGGACGACGAACUCUCCGGCUUCAAACGCACGGAACGGGCCAACAAAGCCUCGCAAGUCAACCUCAGCGCCAAGCUAACCAAAGAAGGCGACGCCAACAAGUCUGGCGGCUGGGCGGAAGUCCGCCGUCUGCUCAUGAUCGCCUGGCCCGAGAGAGCGACACUCGGAGCAGCGGUAGUCUUGCUGCUAUUCGGGAGCUCCAUCGCCAUGAGCGUGCCAUUCAGCAUCGGCAAGAUCCUAGAUGCGGCGAGUAGUGAGGACGGGAAAUUGUUCGGUCUGAGCCAGGAGCAGUUUUUCCUGGCGCUGGGUACGCUGUUGGCGACAGGCGCUUGUGCGAAUUAUGGCCGGAUCGUGCUACUCCGAAUUGUCGGCGAGAGAGUGGUAACGAAAUUGCGCAGUCAGCUCUUCAAACGCACCUUCAUCCAAAACGCCGAAUUCUUCGAUGCCAACCGAGUCGGUGACCUGAUCUCGAGAUUAGGAAGCGAUACCAUCAUCGUCGGCAAAAGCAUUACGCAGAACGUCUCCGAUGGCCUUCGAAGUCUCGUCUCCGCUACAGCGGGCUUGACUCUAAUGGCCUACAUGUCCGUUAAGCUCACCGGCGUCAUCGCACUCAUCUUCCCGCCCGUCGCCAUCGGCGCCUUCUUCUACGGCCGCGCGAUCCGAAAUUUAUCCCGCAAGAUCCAGAAGAAUCUCGGGACGCUGACUAAAAUUGCUGAGGAACGGCUAGGCAAUGUCCGGACCUCGCAGGCUUUUGCAGGGGAGCAGCAGGAAGUGCAUCGAUACAACAACCAAGUUCGAAAGAUCUUCGCCUUGGGAAAGAAGGAAGCAUAUAUCAGCGCCACCUUCUUCGCCUCCUCUGGAUUCGCGGGGAAUAUGACGUUCCUCGCCCUCCUGUACGUAGGAGGCGGUAUGGUCCGCGACGGCAUCAUCACGAUCGGGGACUUGACCUCUUUCCUCAUGUACGCCGGUUACGCCGGGUCCUCGCUUUUCGGCCUGAGUGGCUUCUACAGCGAGCUGAUGAAAGGGGUGGGUGCGGCAUCGAGGUUGUUCGAGCUGCAGGAUCGUAAGAGUGAGAUUUCGCCUACGAUUGGUCAUGCGGUGAAGAGUGCACAAGGCAGUAUCGAGUUCAAGGAUGUGGCGUUCGCUUAUCCGACCCGGCCAGCUGUGAGGAUUUUCAAUGAUCUUACUUUUACCAUUCCGCAGGGGAGUAAUGUCGCUAUUGUCGCUCCAUCAGGAGCAGGGAAGUCGACAGUAGCUUCUCUUCUGCUCCGCUUCUAUACGCCUGAGGCAGGAACGAUUAAGAUCGGAGGCACGGAUAUCUCGACGAUGAACGCUAAGCAAUUGAGGCGGAAGAUAGGAUAUGUCGGACAGGAGCCCGUGUUGUUUAGUGGCACGAUCGCGGAGAAUAUUGCUUAUGGACGACCUCUAGCCACAAGGGCGGAGAUUGUGGCGGCGGCGAGACAGGCGAAUUGUGGGUUUAUUUCGGACUUUCCGGAGGGAUUGGAGACGUUCGCGGGCGCGAGAGGGACGCAGUUGAGUGGGGGGCAGAAACAGAGAAUCGCCAUCGCCCGCGCCCUGCUCAAGAACCCGGAUAUCCUCAUCCUGGACGAAGCGACCUCAGCCCUGGACGCCGAGUCCGAGACCCUGGUCAAUCAGGCUCUGCAUCGGAUGCUCGAGGGAAGCAACACCACAAUCUCUAUCGCGCAUCGUCUUUCUACGAUCCAGCGCAGUGAUACUAUUAUCUGUAUUGGAUCGGAUGGGAGGGUCGCGCAGGUGGGGGCUUAUAAGGUGUUGUCGGAGGAUAAGGAAGGGGCGUUUGCGAAGUUGAUGGAGUGGCAGAUGAGUGGGGGGAAGGAGACGCAGGCUGGGAAGGGGAGUGGAAAGGAUGGUGGGGAGGGAGAUGAGGAGGCUGCGAUGAGGCAGAGGUUGGAGGAGCAUGAUGGGGAUGGUGAGGGUGAGGCGGAGGCUGUGGGGGAAGGGGCGAAGGUUAGGGGGGAAAAUGAGACGAGUGUGGAGGUUGUUGUUGAGAGGGUUAAGGAUGGGGGGCGGUAG